Messenger RNA from Plasmodium vivax (malaria parasite P. vivax), 1062 nucleotides. Its product is annotated as adenylate kinase 1, putative. Bases 367 to 1062 code for a protein of 231 amino acids. The record is from RefSeq and is a predicted model, not a curated record. Gene Ontology annotation, biological process: nucleobase-containing compound metabolic process. The transcript has a single exon. Gene Ontology annotation, cellular component: mitochondrion; cytoplasm. Gene Ontology annotation, molecular function: AMP kinase activity; ATP binding. Lineage: Eukaryota; Apicomplexa; Aconoidasida; Haemosporida; Plasmodiidae.
AAACGCACAAGUGAGGCGGCUCAAGUAUAGAUGCCGUGCUGAUUGCCAUGGGGUAGGAGCAACUCCUUUGCUCAUUACUGCGCAUCCUUCCAACUGUGCUAACCGCUGGUGUAGCUGCCGCGGCGGGGAGGACGUCACUCAUAAGCGCAUGCACAUGUGCGCAGCGAAACAGACGCAAGGGAGGAGGAGCCCUCACAGGAAAGCGACCCUAACUGAGUUAGAUGCGUGAGGGCAAAUCUGCCCACGUACAAAAAUGUAAGCAUAUGCACGCCUUCUCGGAAGAGUACUAGCAAAAGAGGAAUAACCGCCUGGCCAACAGAGUAACCGCCUACCCAACAGAUCACCCGCCUGCCCACCAGAGCAACCAUGAAGGCAAAGGGCCCCGUGAAAAUCGUUCUGUUCGGCGCGCCCGGGGUGGGGAAGGGCACCUUCGCGGAGAUCCUGUCCAAGAAAGAAAAGCUCAAGCACAUAAACAUGGGGAGCAUACUGAGGGACGAAAUAAAAAAUAAAACUACCAUAGGGAGAGAAAUUCACAAAGUAGUUACGAGUGGAAACCUAGUCGCAGAUGAGUUGGUCGUAAAAAUAGUGAAGGGCGAAAUAGCCAAGGUGACAGCACAGGAUGGCCACUUUAAGGGGUUCAUUUUGGAUGGCUUCCCACGGAACUUAUUGCAGUGUAAACAGCUAGUCGAAAUUACCAGCAUAGAUCUGUUCGUCAAUAUACACAUGCCGAGGCACAUCCUCCUUAAAAAAAUUAUGGGGAGGAGAAUUUGCCAUGAAUGUAACAGAAAUUUUAACAUUGCCCAUAUUCGAGACGACCCGUAUGAUAUGCCUCCUAUUCUUCCCCCCCCCGAGUGUGAAAAGUGCAAGGGUAACCCAAAGCUACAGAGGAGGAGCGAUGAUGAGGAGGAAAUUGUUGCCCACCGACUGGACACGUACGAAUCGACCAACUCGCAUCUCAUAAAUUUUUUUAAAAACUCGAACUGCAACCUCGUCGAUUUUGAGAUACAGCGGGGGCUGCGCGACUUCGACAGCUUCUACCGCGUCGUGGGGCAGCACCUUUAG